Molecule: messenger RNA, 1525 nt
Organism: Daucus carota subsp. sativus
Lineage: Eukaryota; Viridiplantae; Streptophyta; Magnoliopsida; Apiales; Apiaceae
Product: UV-B-induced protein At3g17800, chloroplastic
Exons: 2
Coding region: 221-1348 (375 amino acids)
Source: RefSeq, a predicted model, not a curated record
GCCCACAGUUCCAAACCUUAUCUAUAAUCUCUCCUCUCUCCCCAAUCUCUCCCAUCUCUCUCCCUCUCUCUCUCAAUUAUUAUCGGACACUCACUACUCUAUCUUUAUAUACACACCUGUACAAACAAAACCCCUCAAACCCUUCUCUCAACAACAAUUUCACAAAUCAGAACACCCCCUUGUAGAAAUUUCAUUAAUUUCAAUAUUUUCUUGAUAAUUGAUGGACUGCUGCAUCUCAUACAACAAGAUCUCCGCCUUCACUUCAUCUUUCUCGUCUUUCUCCACCGGCCCAGUUGUGUUUCCGGGUAAUCGGAGGAGGGUCAUAGUUGCUGCAACAAGUAGCGACAGUCACUGUGAUUUCGGCAGCUUGAAUACCCCAUUGGAGCUUAGGUCUCCAAGCGGGAAGCUCUUGUCAAGAGUGCUGCAGAAUGACCGCAAGAACUUUCACCAUGCAGUGGCUGGGCAGCUGGAGCUCUUGGUUUCUGAGCGUGAUGAGGCUCUGGCUAGGUUCAGGCUGAGUCUUGGAUCUUCUGAUGCUUCUCUCCACAGGAGGAUUGCUGAAAUGAAAGAGCAGGAGUCCCAAACGGCAAUUGAAGAUGUUAUGUAUAUGUUAAUCUCUUAUAAGUUUUCUGAGAUCAGAGUUCAUUUGGUUCCAAGGCUUUCACAAUGCAUAUAUAACGGCAGACUUGAAAUUUAUCCCUCAAAGGACUGGGAGCUAGAGUCUAUUCACAGCUUGGAGGUUUUGGAGAUGAUAAAGGAACAUCUGGGCGCUGUUAUUGGCUGGAGAGCAGACUCGAACGUCACAAACAAUUGGGCAACAACUAAUAUAUCAAAGCUCCGUCUCUGCCGAGUUUAUGCUGCGUCAAUCUUGUAUGGCUACUUCCUGAAGUCUGCUUCUAUGAGGCAUCGCCUUGAACUGAGCCUGACUGAUCUCAACUAUGACCUUCGACCCAAUACUGGCUCCCGUCUAUCCCUCUCAGAUUUUUGGUCAUAUGGCUUAAAUCUUGCCUUUGGUCGAGUUCAGAACAAACAUGUAACCACUGUGGGUGAAGCAUCAUGUAACCAGGUAAAGAAAAAUGAGAAAUUAAGUUCCUAUGUUAUGGGGUUUGAUCCUGAAGUGCUCCAGAUGUGCGCCAAACCAAAAUCAAAGGAGGCUAUGAAUCUUAUAGAAAAGCAUAGCUGUGCGCUCUUUGGUGACGAGAAGUCGGGCCUGGUAGAAUCCGAUGAGGUGAUAUCCACGUCUCUGGCAAGCCAGAAGAGAUUUGUCCUGGAGGCUGUAGCUUUUGGUUCAUUUCUCUGGGACAGUGAGGAGUAUGUAGAUAGUGCAUAUAAGCUUAAACAAAACUAAUUAGAGGGACGAAGAAGUUCAUGGCUGGUUGAAUACUGUAUAUAUUCUCGUGCUUUCGGAAGAAAGCUGUUUUUGUUCAAUGCUAUGAAAGAUAGAAGCAUAUAGCAAUAAGUAUAACUCUUUUUACUUUGAAUGUAAUGAAAGCCUGGAUGGUAAUAUAUAUUCUCCUUCCAUUGA